UGAGCCGCCGCACCUGGCCAAACCAUGAGGGCAUUUAUUAUUAACUAAGUAAGAAUUCUGGAGGUAGGCGCCUCGAGAGUCGCUUCAGAGGCCACAGGGGACUGGCUGACAUUUUUGAGAUUCUCUGGACAGCUUCGGACAUCUUGGUUCACGCAACUCCAUCCACAGGCAGGAAGCAAGAGGGGUGAGCGAGCUCACUCCUCUUCACUGGGGGAUCGGAGCACUCUGAGCAGGCUCCCUCUUGUUCGCCGGGGGAUGGGAGUACUGUGAGUGAGGCUCCCUCCUGUUCACAGGGGGAUGGGAGCACUCCAUUUACUAGGGGGUAGAAAAACCUUUUCUGGAGCAUUCCCUCUACUUUAGAUUCUCCCCAUACCUCACCUACCAGAACUAACUGCAGAGGAGAUUGAGAAAGUGAUACCUGGCUUUUUCACCCUGCCAAUGGGAGACAGGCAAGAAACGGGGAAUUGGUUUGCUAUUGGGUAGGAAACCACAGAGCCUGUCAACCCCUCCUUCCUUCACUCGAGUAAGAUGUUCUAAACACCUACUCUGGGCCAGGCUCUGGUGAUACAGAAGAAAAGACGGUCUCCAUUUUCAAACAGUCCCUACUGAGAGAACACACAGGCCGAGGAUUGCAACACCCGGCGCCAAACACUGGGAGACCAAAGUGUUGGCAUCUGUCCCCUAGCUGAGCCAAGAUGGGCGACUGGAGCUUCCUGGGAGAGUUCCUGGAGGAGGUCCACAAGCACUCCACGGUGGUGGGCAAGGUCUGGCUCACCGUCCUCUUCAUAUUCCGCAUGCUCGUGCUGGGCACCGCGGCUGAGUCGUCCUGGGGGGACGAGCAGGCUGAUUUCCGGUGUGACACGAUUCAGCCUGGCUGCCAGAACGUGUGCUACGACCAGGCCUUCCCCAUCUCGCACAUUCGCUUCUGGGUGCUGCAGAUCAUCUUUGUGUCCACGCCCUCGCUGGUGUACAUGGGCCACGCCAUGCACACGGUGCGCAUGCAGGAGAAGCGCAGGCUGCGGGAGGCCGAGAAGGCCAGGGCGGGCGGUGGCUCCGGCUCCUACGAGUACCCGGUGGGGGCCGAGAAGGCCGAGCCGUCCUGCUGGGAGGAAGGGAACGGGAGGAUCGUGCUCCGGGGCACUCUGCUCCACACCUACGUGUGCAGCAUCCUGAUCCGCACCACCAUGGAGGUGGGCUUCAUCGUGGGCCAGUACUUCAUCUACGGAGUCUUCCUGACCACCCUGCACGUCUGUCGCAGGAGUCCCUGUCCCCACCCGGUCAACUGUUACGUAUCCCGACCCACGGAGAAGAAUGUCUUCAUCGUCUUUAUGCUGGCGGUGGCUGCGCUGUCCCUCUUCCUCAGCCUGGCUGAACUCUACCACUUGGGCUGGAAGAAGCUCAGACAGCGAUGCGUCAAGUCGCGGCAGGACGUGGCCAAGUGCCAGCUCUCCGGCCCCUCUGCGAGCCUAGUCCAGAGCUGCACACCGCCCCCUGACUUUAACCAGUGCCUGCAGAGCGGCCCUGGGGGGAAAUUCUUCCAUUCCUUCAGCAAUAAUGUGGCCUCGCAACAAAACACCGAUAACCUGGCCACGGAGCAGGUGCGAGGCCAGGAUCAGACUCCUGGGAAAGGUUUCAUCCAGGUUCCUUAUGACCAGAAGCCUGAGGUGCCCAACGGAGUCUCACCGGGUCACCGCCUCCCCCACGGCUACCAUAGCGACAAGCGACGUCUGAGUAAGGCCAGCAGCAAGGCCAGGUCAGAUGACCUCUCAGUGUGACCGUCCUUCCUGGGAGGACCAGGACCAGGUGGGAACGAAGGAGGCUCAGAGAGGAAAGAUGUCCCUUCUGACGUUUUCUCGCUGUCAUCAUUGCUUGGCUCCUUUGGGCCCCGGGGCUCAAUGACAUUGCUCAUCAAUUCGAGAAACUAUAACCAGGGCUCUGGGAUAAGAAGAGAUGUGACUACCCUCCCAGACUACAGUUCCCUCCCCACCCUCUACCCGGUAUAAUCAAUGAAGCCUUUCAGAUUACUCAAGAAACAGGGUAGAGGAAGGGAAGGGAAGCGUGGCAGAAGCUAGCCUGGAAGGGAUAGCCAGAGGGAUAGAGUGACUCUCUCUGCAUACCAGCCACAUACCAGAUGAGUUCUCCAAGUUCCUACCCUUCCCCCUCCACCCGAUCACCCUCGCUUCUCCAAGGAAGAGCUCAAAGUUCCCGGCCGAAAGAGAGCAUGUAUCCAGGAACUUGGAAUAGACAUGUUCUUGAAUCUGUUGGCUCCACAGGCCGUUCCUUGCAGUAGCGGUGAGAUGGCCUUGGGCUGCCCUUGGCUUCUCCUCCUUCUACUCCAUCUUUAAAAGGGCUUCUUGGAACUUCACCGGCAGCCUCAACUUUACAAGUGCCUUGGUAUGUACCUCUGGCAGGUGUCCCGCCCUGGUGAUGUUGCAACCUUUCCUUCCGCCAGAGUGUACAGCCAGCCUGUGAAGGUGUCAGCUCUCCCGUGGAGUCACUGUGCGCACAAACUCCGCUGGAAUUCCUGCCACCACCUGUCAUCCGCAGCUCCUUUACAGUUCAACCCAAUGACAGAAACCAUCCCUUCCCUUUCUCCCUUGGCUGUUCACCCAGCCAGUCCCUAAAGGCCUUAUGGACAGGAAUACCCAGGAAGCCCUUGUCCUCUCUCGAACCCCGACCAGAUCACCAGCCACUGAGGCCAAUGGAAUUUCCCCGUUUUCUUUGUGAAAACAAAGAAAGCAUUGUGCUUCUCAGAUUCCCCUCGCGGAAAAAAAGAUUCUGCUGUGAAGAUGAAAAUAAAAAAGAAGAGAAAAUGCUGGAAAA
Saimiri boliviensis boliviensis (Bolivian squirrel monkey) is the source of this 2823-nucleotide messenger RNA. RefSeq names its product gap junction protein alpha 5 (gene GJA5). Gene Ontology annotation, molecular function: gap junction channel activity involved in atrial cardiac muscle cell-AV node cell electrical coupling. Lineage: Eukaryota; Metazoa; Chordata; Mammalia; Primates; Cebidae. Gene Ontology annotation, biological process: heart development; cell-cell signaling; atrial cardiac muscle cell to AV node cell communication by electrical coupling. Gene Ontology annotation, cellular component: connexin complex. The record is from RefSeq and is a predicted model, not a curated record.